GGGUAUUGACAGCGUUAUGCUGAAGCUGGAGGAGGGUGUGGAUAUGAAAACUUACAUGGCCCUGUACACCGCCGUACACAACUUUUGCACAUCACAAAAGGCAGUCAGCAACGGGCAAGGAUUACAGGCGCAUCGUGGUGGUUUGUCUUUCGGUCCCCUAUGCGGGUGGUAUGUCGGCUUGUGAUGGAUUCACACUUGUUGGGCGAGGAAUUAUACAAGCUACUAGGGGAGUACUUGUCACGCCACCUUGAGGCCGUGUACAGAGAGUCCCAAAGCCAUACCGAAGAAGCCUUGUUAGGGUUUUACAUUCGUGAAUGGAUUCGUUACACAACGGCCGCCAAAUAUGUCAACCACCUCUUCCGGUACCUGAACCGCCACUGGGUGAAGAGGGAGAUCGACGAGGGCAAGAAGAAUGUCUAUGAUGUGUACACUUUGCACCUCGUCAAAUGGAAGGACGAUUUCUUCAUGAAGGUCCAUGAGAAGGUCAUGGAGGCCGUGUUGAAUCUGAUCGAAAAGCAACGAAACGGCGAGACCAUCGAGCAGUCGCAAAUCAAGAACAUCGUAGAUUCUUUUGUGUCUCUCGGUCUGGACGAGAAUGAUAGCACCAAGUCUACGCUGGAGGUUUACAGAGUAUACUUCGAGAAACCCUUCAUUGCUGCGACCAGAGUCUACUACGAGAAUGAAUCCCGCCAGUUCGUGGCCGAGAACAGCGUGGUAGAGUACAUGAAGAAGGCGGAGGCUCGCCUUGACGAGGAGAAAGCCCGCGUGGGCCUGUAUCUGCAUCCAGAUAUCAUGAAGCGUCUCACGGACACUUGCCUUGAUGUCUUAGUCACAGCACAUUCCGAAUUAUUGCGGGAUGAAUUCCAAGUUCUGCUAGACAAUGAGCGCCAAGAUGACCUAGCGCGCAUGUAUCGACUUUUGUCGCGAAUCAAGGAUGGGUUGGACCCUCUGCGGGCGAAGUUUGAGACUCAUGUCAGAAAAGCGGGCUUGGCUGCAGUCGAGAAAGUUGCAGCGGAAGGCGAAGCGUUCGAACCAAAGAUGUAUGUGGAUGCGCUCUUACAAGUCCACACCAGGUAUCAAAACCUUGUCAAUGAGGCUUUCAACGGUGAAUCCGAGUUUGUGAGAUCCUUGGAUAACGCCUGCCGCGAGUUUGUCAACCGCAACAAGGUCUGCAAAUCCAGUUCGACGAAAUCGCCGGAGCUGCUGGCCCGAUACACCGACUCUCUCUUGAAGAAGGGCUCAAAGGCUGCGGAGGAGUCUGAGUUGGAGGAGAUGCUCGUACAGAUCAUGACCGUGUUCAAAUACAUCGAAGACAAGGACGUCUUCCAGAAAUUUUACUCCAAGAUGCUGGCUAAGCGGCUGGUACACGUCAGCUCGGUAUCCGACGAUGCGGAGACUAGCAUGAUCAGCAAACUGAAGGAAGCCUGCGGUUUCGAAUACACCAACAAGUUGCAGCGGAUGUUCCAGGACAUUCAGAUUUCGAAAGAUCUCAAUUCCAACUACAAGGAUUGGCAGGAUAAGGUCCUCGACGAAGACGAUCGGAAGAAGCAGGUCGACGCGCACUUUCAAAUUCUUGGAACUGGGUUCUGGCCCCUCAAUCCACCUACAACCGGCUUUUCUGCACCACCCGAAAUCGUCAAGACUUACGAGCGCUUCCAGAGUUUCUACUAUGACAAACACAAUGGUCGAAAGCUGACUUGGCUCUGGCAGCUGUGUAAGGGCGAAGUCAAAGCAAAUUACAUUAAGAACACGAAAGUUCCGUACACUUUCCAAGUGUCGACCUUCCAAAUGGAAGGCUACCAGCCUCGCCCCGAAAUUCUCGACCCCAAUCUGGGAAUCCUGCUUAAAGCGAAGGUGCUCCUUCCAAGCCCUGAAGGGGCCAAACCCGAACCUGGAACUUCAUUCUCCCUGAAUUACAACUUCAAGAACAAGAAGAUCAAGGUGAAUCUAAACAUUCAGAUCAAGUCAGAACAGAAGGUAGAGUCAGACGACACCCACAAGACAAUAGAGGAGGACCGAAAAUUACUCCUCCAGUCCGCCAUCGUUCGCAUCAUGAAGUCCCGCAAGAAGAUGAAGCACGUACAGCUCGUACAAGAGGUCAUUCAGCAGGUCAAGUCCCGCUUUCCCCCCAAGGUGCAGGAUAUCAAAAAGAAUAUCGAAGCUCUCAUGGAGAAGGACUAUAUAGAGCGGUUGGACGGGGAUGAGAUCGCUUACAUCGCGUGAUUUUAUACCAUUUGCUUGCCACAACCUUUUGCUUCUGCUCAACGCCUCAUCUUAGCGCUGAUAUUUGUCUUUUUAAUCAUCCGGUUUCGCUUUGGCACAGGCUCCGGUUUCAUCACUAGCA
Aspergillus novofumigatus IBT 16806 is the source of this 2344-nucleotide messenger RNA. It is a transcript of the gene culA, whose product is annotated as cullin culA. The coding region runs from base 184 to 2223 and encodes 679 amino acids. Gene Ontology annotation, molecular function: ubiquitin protein ligase binding. The record is from RefSeq and is a predicted model, not a curated record. Gene Ontology annotation, biological process: protein ubiquitination; SCF-dependent proteasomal ubiquitin-dependent protein catabolic process. Gene Ontology annotation, cellular component: SCF ubiquitin ligase complex. The transcript is spliced from 6 exons. Lineage: Eukaryota; Fungi; Ascomycota; Eurotiomycetes; Eurotiales; Aspergillaceae.